AUCGAAAAAAUGCGAUCACCGUCGUCCGUCCGCCGUCAAAAAUGACAAGAUUCCACCAAAUGGAAAGCAAUGGCGAGCAGAUAAAAACGUUCAUUUUCGGCAACAAAACCAAGCAGAACCCCACGGACGGAAGCGAAACGUUGAAAAUUUUGAUCCCGGAGCUGCUGUUACCCGGAUAUUCCUUCUACACCUGGCCGUCUGCUCAAGUUUUGGCGUGGUUUCUGUGGGAACGACGACUGUCCUUGCCGAACAAGCGUGUGCUGGAGCUGGGAGCUGGAACAUCCCUGCCCGGAAUAGUCGCAGCCAAGUGUGGUGCUCACGUAACACUGAGCGACUGCAGCACUCUACCGAAGACCCUCCAGCACAUACAGCGGUGCUGCCGGUUGAACAGUCUUACUCCCGGGAAGGACAUCGAGGUGGUUGGAUUGACGUGGGGACUGUUUUUGGAUCAGAUCUUUCAGCUGGGCCCGAUUGACUUCAUCAUCGGAUCGGACAUUUUCUACGAUCCGUCGGUUUUCGAGGACAUCCUGGUGACGGUGUCGUUUCUGUUGGAGGCCAAUCCUCAAGCAAGGUUUCUUGUUGCCUAUCAGGAGCGGAGCUCGGACUGGUGUAUUGAAACGCUGCUGAAGAAGUGGGGCCUCCAGUGUAACAUCGUGGACACGGAGCAUCUGGGAUCCGAGCUUGGAAUCGAUUCGCAGGAGUUGAUGGGCAAUCAUACCAUCCAUCUGCUGGAAGUUACGAGGCGAUCUUGAAACCCUUCGCUCAACUAAACUCAGAAAACUAGGAUAGUUCCGUAAGAACCAUGUCUUCCUCAGCAGGAUUCAAUGCUCUGGCACGCGGUGUUCAAAAGCUGUUCGUCGGUAAUCUGCCGUGGACGGUCAGCACCAAGGAGUUGCAGGUCUACUUUUCCAAGUAUGGACAUGUUCAAUCUUCGAACGUAAUCUACGAUAAGACGACCGGGUUGAGCCGUGGUUAUGGGUUUAUUGUGUUCAAUACCCGUGAUGGGUACAGUAAUGCUACCAAUAAGGCUUACCAUUCGCUGGAAGGCCGGGUGCUUGAUGUUCAGCCGGCGUCGUCUUAGGAUGAGGGCAAUCUACUAGUGCCUAUGUUCAAAAUAUUGUUAGCAUAAUUGGAUUUAGCAAUAAAUCACUCAAAAGUA
Aedes albopictus (Asian tiger mosquito) is the source of this 1159-nucleotide messenger RNA. Its product is annotated as histone-arginine methyltransferase METTL23. Lineage: Eukaryota; Metazoa; Arthropoda; Insecta; Diptera; Culicidae. The record is from RefSeq and is a predicted model, not a curated record. Bases 42 to 752 code for a protein of 236 amino acids. Gene Ontology annotation, cellular component: nucleus; cytoplasm. The transcript has 2 exons.